AUGGCGGAGGAUGUGCUCCGCGCCGAGAGCCUGGAGGCGGGGCGCCCGCCUAGUCUCCUGGGUCCGCUGGGGCGCACCCCUAGCCAAGACCCCGCAGCCCCGCGCGGUUUCCCUGCCCUCACCGGGCGGCCGGAAAGGGCGAAGCGCAGGGACCCGGAGCGGACGCACGAGCUGAGGAAGAGUGGCUGGGCGUGCGGAGCUCCGCUAGGACUCUACUUCUCUAGGGAUGCUUACUGGGAGAAACUGUAUGUGGACCAGCCAGCUGGCAUGCCCCUGCUCUACGUCCAUGCCCUGCGGGACGUCCCCGAGGAGGUGCCCAGCUUCCGCCUGGGUCAGCAUCUCUACGGCAUCGCCUACCGUGCGAGGCUGCAUGAGAACGACUGGAUCCGCAUCGAGGAGGACACAGGCCUUCUCUACCUUAACCGGAGCCUAGAUCGCAGCGCCUGGGAGAAGCUCAGCAUCCAAAAUGGCGGCUUCCCUGUGCUCACCAUCUACCUCCAGGUCUUCCUGUUGUCUGCGUCCCUACGUGAGGGCGAGUGCCAGUGGCCAGGCUGUGCCCGGGUGUACUUCUCCUUCAUCAACACUUCCUUCCCGGCUUGUGGUUCCCUCAAACCCCGGGAGCUCUGCUUUCCCGAAACAAGCGUCUCCUUCCGCAUCAGAGAGAACAGGCCUCCUGGCACCUUCCACCAAUUCCGGCUGCUGCCUGUGCAGUUCCUGUGCCCCAACAUCAGUGUGUCCUACAGGCUUCUAGAAGGUGAGAAUCUGCCCUUCCGUUGCGCCCCGGACAGCCUGGAGGUGAGCACACGCUGGGCCCUGGACCGCGAGCUGCGGGAGAAGUAUGAGCUGGUGGCCGCGUGCACGGUGCGCGUCGGCGCGCGCAAAGAGGAGGUGGUGAUGGUGCCCUUCCCCGUGACCGUGUACGAUGAGGACGACUCGGCGCCCACCUUCCUCGGGGGCUUCGACACCGCCAGCGCUGUGGUGGAGUUCAAGAGGAAGGAGGGCACUGUGGUGGCCACGAUACGUGUCUUCGACGCAGAUGUGGUGCCAGCAUCUGGGGAGCUGCUGAGGCGAUACACAAGCACACUACUCCCUGGGGAUGCCUGGGCCCUCCAGACUUUCCGUGUCGAGCACUCACCCAAUGAGACCUUGACCCAGGCCAACGGCAGCUUUGUGCGGGCAACUGUGCAUGACUACAGGCUGGUUCUCAACCGGAGCCUCCCCAUCUCGGAGUGCCGCUCGCUGCAGCUGGCCGUGCUGGUCAAUGACUCGGACUUCCAGGGCCCGGGGGAGGGCGUCCUCCGCCUCCACUUCAACGUGAGCGUGCUGCCCGUCAGCCUGCACUUACCCAGCGCCUACUCCUUCACUGUGAGCAGGCGAGCCCGCCGCUUUGCCCAGAUUGGGAAAGUCUGUGUGGACAACUGCCAGGAGUUCAGCGGCAUCCACGUGCAGUACAAGCUGCAGCUGUCCAGCACCAACUGCAGUGUCCUGGGGGUGGUCACCUCAGCCGAGGACACCACGGGGACCCUGUUCGUGAAUGACACGGAAGCCCUGCAGCGGCUCGAUUGUUCUCAACUCCAGUACACGGUGGUGGCCACCAACCGGCCAACCCGCAGGCAGACCCAGGCCCCGCUGGUCGUCACCGUGGAGGGGACGUAUGUGGCUGAGGAGCCAGGCUGCCCCCUGUCCUGUGCAGUCAGCAAGAGGCGGCCUGAGUGUGAGGAGUGCGGCGGCCUGGGCUCUCUGACGGGCAGGUGCGAGUGGAGACAGGGAGAUGGCAAAGGGAUCACCAGGAACUUCUCCACCUGCUCCCCCAGCAUCAAGACCUGCCCCGAUGGCCACUGUGAUGCUGUGGAGAGCAGAAAUGUCAACAUCUGCCCCCAGGACUGCCUCCGGGGCGGCAGCAUCAUUGGUGGGCACGAGCCAGGGGACCGCUGGGGGAUAAAAGCUGGCUUCGGUAUCUGCAACUGUUUCCCUGAAGAGAAGAAGUGCUUCUGUGAGCCUGAAGACAGCCAGGACCCGCUGUGCGAUGAGCUCUGCCGCACAGUGAUCGCGGCGGCCGUGCUCUUCUCCUUCAUCGUCUCCAUGCUGCUCUCCACCUUCUGCAUCCACCGCUACCACAAGAAUGCCCACAAGCCGCCCGUCGCCUCCGCCGAGAUGACUUUCCGCCGGCCGGCCCAGGCCUUCCCAGUCAGCUACUCCUCGUCGGGCGCCCGCCGGCCCUCCUUGGACUCCAUGGAGAACCAGGUUUCUGUGGACGCCUUCAAGAUCCCGGAGGAUCCGAAGUGGGAAUUCCCUCGGAAGAACUUGGUUCUUGGAAAAACUCUGGGAGAAGGCGAAUUUGGAAAAGUGGUUAAGGCAACAGCCUUCCGGCUUAAAGGCAAAGCAGGAUACACGACCGUGGCCGUGAAGAUGCUGAAAGAGAACGCCUCCCCAAGCGAGCUGCGGGACCUGCUGUCAGAGUUCAACCUCCUGAAGCAGGUCAACCACCCGCAUAUCAUCAAGCUGUACGGGGCCUGCAGCCAGGAUGGGCCACUCUUCCUCAUUGUGGAGUAUGCCAAGUACGGCUCCCUGCGGGGCUUCCUCCGAGAGAGCCGCAAGGCGGGGCCGGGCUACGUGGGCAGUGGAGGCAGCCGCAGCUCCAGCUACCUGGACAACCCCGAGGAGCGGGCCCUGACCAUGGGCGACCUAAUCUCCUUCGCCUGGCAGAUCUCUCGGGGGAUGCGGUACCUGGCGGAGAUGAAGCUUGUCCAUCGGGACUUGGCCGCCAGAAACGUCCUGGUAGCCGAGGGGCGGAAGAUGAAGAUUUCGGAUUUUGGCCUAUCCCGAGAUGUUUAUGAAGAGGAUUCCUACGUGAAGAGGAGCAAGGGUCGGAUUCCAGUUAAAUGGAUGGCAAUUGAGUCUCUUUUCGAUCAUAUCUACACCACCCAAAGUGAUGUGUGGUCCUUCGGUGUCCUGCUGUGGGAGAUUGUGACUCUGGGGGGCAACCCCUACCCCGGGAUUCCUCCGGAGCGGCUCUUCAACCUUCUGAAGACAGGCUACCGGAUGGAGAGGCCCGACAACUGCAGUGAGGAGAUGUACGGUCUAAUGCUGCAGUGUUGGAAGCAGGAACCAGACAAGAGGCCAGUGUUUGCUGACAUCAGCAAAGACCUGGAGAAGAUGAUGGUUAAGAACAGAGACUACUUGGACCUGGCCGCGUCCACCCCAUCUGACUCCCUGCUUUACGACGACGGCCUCUCGGAGGAGGAGACGCCCCUGGUGGACUGUAAUAAUGCUCCCCUCCCUCGAGCCCUCCCCUCCACGUGGAUUGAAAACAAACUCUAUGGUAGAAUUUCACAUGCAUUUACUAGAUUCUAGCAACAUCGUUCCUCUCUGCACUAUCCUUACUCUCUGUAAUGCUUUUUAAGAGUGUUUCUGAUCUGAAUGAAACCAAAGUUCUCCCUGAACCUUUUUAUUUGUAAAUGUCUGACUUUGCAUCCGUUUACAUUCGGGCAUUUUUGAAACUAUGUUUUUUUAAAAGGAUGUGAAAAUAAGUAUAAUUACCACACUGCCCGGCAACUUAUGAUUAUGGAGAAGAAAGGGAGCUGGGCAGAACUCUCAGGGGAUAUUGAGAAAAUGAUAAAUAAGUCGUCUCUGGGGUGGGUAUGUAUCAAGUCAUAGUACUUCUAAUUUAACUACUGGGAUAAGUUUACCCAAUCUGGGGAGGCAGUUAAUUGAGACAGGAGGAGCCAGCACCACCCUGCCUGCACUGAGGGCACAGCCUGUGGUCACUCCCAGACCCCACCUGGGCGGGCAGGUGGCUCUCAGAGGCCACUCGGUACUAGGGAGCAUUGGCCCGCCCGGCCUGAGCCCCGCCCACAUGCCCACUAUCAGGGAGGACACCUGCAGACUGCUGUUUUCACAUCCUUUGCAUUACACACUGUCAUGACAGUUGUCACUCAUGAAGUCAGUGCUAAAAGCUGGAGCAAAUGCUUUUGAAAGAACAUAGUCUGUGGUGCUGUGGUCUUGCAAUGGACAGUAAAUAUGGUUCUUGCCAAAACUCCUUCUUUUGUCUUUGAUUAAAUACUUGAAAAUUU
Molecule: messenger RNA, 4073 nt
Organism: Leptonychotes weddellii (Weddell seal)
Lineage: Eukaryota; Metazoa; Chordata; Mammalia; Carnivora; Phocidae
Source: RefSeq, a predicted model, not a curated record